GUCUUGUGCUGUAUUCUUAAUAUAUAUACAUCCUACAGAUAAGUCUCGAAUUCCGUUCUUUCAUUGUUCUCAAAUCCCAUUCAAGACAACUCGCCUUCAUAUAUCACUCUCAACUCUAUAAAUUACUCUCUGCUAUCAUGGCUUCUAUUGCACAGUCCCAAGGAGUUGCUCCGCAUCUCUUGUCCCCCGUUGGCAACCAAGUCUCUGUUGCUGAACCAGUGUCUCGGACCACCCAAAUCUUGAAGCCACGAGAUGUUACUGCAGCCUUCAACUACUACAAAGACCCAGCCGAUGGAUCCCCUCCACGGCCAAACUAUGUUAACGACCCCGGUAGCUACGUGCGUGAACAUAUUACCCAGCAGCAGCUUGUUCAUGACAUCCGUGGAAACGAAGACAAAUAUACCUUAGACACUACUGGUUUCCAGAUCGUCAAACAUGAGAGCGUUGAAAAGGACUUCUUGGAUGAUGAACAAAUCAAGAGGGUUUACUAUCCAGAGACUGAAGAGCUCUUGAAGAAGGUCACCGGCGCUUCCAAGAUCUUUAUCUUCGACCAUACCAUCCGUCGUCAACCUAUCGACACCCGCGCCAAAGCAGAAGAAGGCGCACCGCCUCCCCCAAGUCUCCGUGGACCAGUCCAGAGAGUCCACAUCGACCAGUCCUACGCGGCGGCUCCAGACCGUGUUAACUUCCACCUUCCCGAUGAGGCAGAGACCCUCCUCAAAGGCCGCUACCAGAUAAUCAACGUCUGGCGACCCAUCAAGACCAUCUUCAAAGACCCAUUGGGCAUCGCAGCCGCCGACAGCGUGCAGGAUGACGAGCUGGUCCCCAUCAAGCUCAUCUACCCCCACCGCGUUGGUGAAACGCUCUCAGUUCGGCCGGCAAAGGAAAGCCGAACGGAUGGCGGACAUCAGUGGUAUUACGUAUCGAGACAGGCGCCGAAUGAGGUUACGUUGAUCAAGUGCUUUGAUUCUAAGACUGACGGACGGGCGAGGAGGGUUCCUCAUAGUGCAUUUGAGGAUGAGGAAUACAAGAAUGAGGCGACGAGGGAGAGUAUUGAGGUUCGGGCCUUGGUGUUCCACCCUGAUGAUACUGAUUAAGAUUGUUACGGUUAUGAUAUAUAUGAUGGAAGAUUGGCCUAGCGUAUAUGCGGAAUGAUGGAAUAUGUUUUAAACUUGAGUUGUUCUUGAGCAUGAACGUCCUAAUAACGUGAACAGAGGACAACGAAAUGUCGUAAGCCAUCGAGGACCUUCAGACGAAGAUGAAUUCUAUGGGACGAUCGAUCUUGAGAGGUAU
Messenger RNA from Amorphotheca resinae ATCC 22711, 1293 nucleotides. RefSeq lists its product as hypothetical. The coding region runs from base 138 to 1097 and encodes 319 amino acids. The record is from RefSeq and is a predicted model, not a curated record. Gene Ontology annotation, molecular function: oxidoreductase activity. NCBI's taxonomy places the organism in Eukaryota, Fungi, Ascomycota, Leotiomycetes, Helotiales, Amorphothecaceae. The transcript is spliced from 2 exons.